AUGCUACUCAACAACUUACUACAUCUUGGUCUCAUUAACAUAGAAGAAUUUUUGAAACGUUGUUCGUAUUCCGUGGCAUCAUACAAAGAACGAUUAACAAAUUUUUCACUUAACAUAACAUAUGACAAUGAAAAUGAAGAAGACUAUGGAAUUCAAGAACAAGAAGAUAACAAUCAAGAACCAGAAGAUGUAUUAAUUGAGAGCGAUAAUGAAAGCUACAAUAGACCAGUAAGUGACGAUGAAACCGAUGAAUUAGGGACAAUAGAUGAUGGUGACCAUGAAUUUGACAAUAUCCUGAACGUUAAUGAACCAAAUGAUCUUGGAAUUGAAGACAAUUUUCAGGCAGAAAAUGUAGAUGAUGGCCCUCUGUUGGAAAAUAUAGAUGAUCAAAUGGUGAACAUUCAACAAAAUGAAAGUGGAAACCAACAGGACAAUGAUUGUAAGUUAAUUUGUUAA
Molecule: messenger RNA, 456 nt
Organism: Macrosiphum euphorbiae (potato aphid)
Lineage: Eukaryota; Metazoa; Arthropoda; Insecta; Hemiptera; Aphididae
Source: the annotation of a GenBank genome assembly